Molecule: messenger RNA, 3279 nt
Organism: Onychostoma macrolepis
Lineage: Eukaryota; Metazoa; Chordata; Actinopteri; Cypriniformes; Cyprinidae
Gene: tmem255a
Product: transmembrane protein 255A
Exons: 9
Coding region: 933-1928 (331 amino acids)
Source: RefSeq, a predicted model, not a curated record
AAAUUACAAACACCCUUAAGUAAUAAACACCAAUUUGUGCCUACACAUGACUUCACUUGAACGUUUAAAGCGUGUUACAUGCAUUCAGGGACAACCUCUCAAUCUAUUUUUGAACAGGUUCCUUCUGAAGCGGACUGCUCGAAAGAACCGAAUCGCAAUGACUCGCUCUUCCGAUCCUAACCCACUCAAACAGCUAGCGGUUCUGCCUUGCGCAUGCGCAGUGCUGUGCUCCGUGCGGCGUUCUGCUGAAGGGAUGAGGGCAGCAGAUUCACGAACAACAGACCCAGAUGCUGAUGAGAGAAGCGCGGCUACACGGGGGACGCACGGUGUCAGAGAAUGCCACGGCAGGAAAAGAGUUUCCAUCCAUUGGCUCUGAGGAAAGGCAUCUUUGUCUCGUUGACUAGGUUCUUUGUUUUUGACUUGAAAUCAUAACUGCAGCUAAUGCUGCAAAUCCUGACGUUGCAAUGCCAGCGGGGCUGAAUGCGCAAGGCAGCGGUAUACCUAUUUCAGAUGCGAUGGGUAAGUACAAGGUCAAUGGCAUUCACUGCGCCCGCAGACCAUUACAGUCAAACGGAGGACAAUUUACGCUUGUAUUUACAUUUAAAUGCGAUUAGCAACGUUUAUUCAUCGUAAUUGUUAUACUAUAUUAACGCGCGAGAGAAAAAUAAGCGUCCCGUAACCUACAUUGCUGCAUGUCUCGGAUGUCCCCAACGAAUGUCGUUUGAUAUUGUUAAUAAGAACACACAACCGUAAGUGAAAUGUUGUUUUAUGCGGUUUAAAUCUGUUUUGUUUAAUGAUAGAAACCCAUCAUAUUACAUCGCCUACAUUUUUCUGGGUUUCUGGGUUGUGGCAGUGCCUUUGCAGCUAGAUACUAUAGACAUACAAGAGGUCAAAUACACUGGUUGUUUUGCUUUACUUGGCUUCACCCCAAAAUGAACGUGCCUAAAAUGAAAGAAGGAGUAGCCAAAUGCUGCCCAAGGCAAGGGCGUGUUGUGCUGUGGCUUCUUCCUACUCUAUUAUGUUUUCCAGGAUCGUUUAAGAGGAGGAAAAGAAAGUCCAUCAUAGUAACAGUGAUGCUUCUUAUCGUCUCCAUACUCAUCCUGGUCUUUGGUCUGGCUGCUACUACCAGGACACAAAACAUCACUGUCGGUGGCUACUAUCCAGGAGUCAUUCUCGGCUUCGGGUCAUUUCUGGGAAUCAUUGGCGCCCAUUUGAUAGAGAAUAAGAGGCAGAUGCUGGUGGCCUCCAUUGUCUUCAUCAGCUUUGGUGUGGUGGCGGCCUUCUGUUGUGCUAUAGUGGAUGGCGUUUUUGCUGCAAGACAUAUAGACCUCAGACCUCUAUAUGCUGGCCGAUGUGAAUAUUACUCCAGCGGGACCGCGUUUGAUUUAGAUGUCCACUGUCAAACCGCAUCUCGGGUCUCCUGUAACCUGCGUGUGAAGAGCAACACCUGCUACUGCUGUGACCUUUACAACUGUGGCAAAGAGCAUCCUCUUAUGGGACUUCAGAAUAAAGAUGUUUUGAAAAAAUUUAGGAAAUCCUCCAUGAUUUGGAAUCGAGUGGAACUGCGAGGAGGGUACCACGAGUACACAGAGGUGCGAAGCUGCCAGGACGUUGUGCAUCUUUACCACCUGCUGUGGUCAGCUACUUUCCUCAACGUUGUUGCUCUGUUUCUGGGCAUCAUCACCGCCGCCGUGCUGGGGGGCUUCAAGGACAUGCAGCACCAGAUUCCUGUGAGCCAGAACCUCUCCCUAUUCCUCCGCCCCCAGAGACUCCUGGACCCACAACAUCCAACAACUCUUUUUACAAUACUGCCCCCUGCUUACCUCCAUACACUGCCUAUGACCUUCAGGGUGCCAGCAUGUUUCCUGACUCUUCAGGCCUGUCUGAUGACUCCCAGUCUGGAACCAGCCACAUGUGGCCAAAUAUGAUCCCGCCUCGAUAUUCUCCUCCUUAUUACCCACCUGAUGAGAAGCCCCCGCCAUACAGCCCCUAAGGGACCAGUCUAAGGAAGGCAUUUUCCUGCCAAGAGAGAACUGGCAUUGGGCAUUUUUGGAUAUUAGAGUACCCCAUCAUUGAACAGUCAUUGUUCUGAAUGAAUGACCCUUGCAGAGGAGGUUCACCUGUGCGGCGGGUUAAGUACAGAGAGACUACAGCAUUAACCACAGUCAUUCAUCACCAUUCAGCAGAUGUAAUAUGCAACAUUAAACCUUGACAGGAUUCGCUCAAGUCAAACCCGAUGUGUAAAAUAUUCACAUUAUGUAGCCUCAAACCAAGAGGACUAUAUCUAAUAACAACUAGCCUGACUAUGAGAUCAAGACUGUUCACAGAUAAGCCUUAAAAUGUGUGUCCCCUUCCAGUCUGGCUCCACCUGGCUCGCCUCCUCUUCCCGUUAUAGGUAACGUCUGUGGGUCGCCUACUUGUGUUUCUUCUGCGUAACUCCAUAAUGUGAACUUCUCCCUUCCAAAGUGGCACAAAGUGUUUUGCAUCGCCUCAGCACGAGGAUGAGUCUCUUAUCUUAUCUAGCAAUUGAUUUGCACUUUAUUGUCUUAAGAAUUUGCUGUAUUCACACAGUUCUAGAUAAUUACUUGAGUUAUUUUUAACUGUUUCGGGCAGCUAGAUUGCAAAGAAUUGUACAUAUAUUUAGGCUGAAUCUUACUUUUUGUCCUGAGCGCUUCAUUAGGAUCUAACCUGUAAUAUGUGGUGUUUCUUCUGCAUUACAUCAAGCACACAAUCAUGUCACAUAUUCGAAUAAUCUUUUGUGACAAAAAUAUCCUUUGCUUGAUUUAUGCAAAGUAAUAAGCUCUUACAUAGUGGUAUGAAGAAUGAGAGGGCUUUCAAAACUUGUACAUUUCACAUUCGUCCGCCGUUCUGCAUUGCCGACAGGACUUACCGAAUGUAAAAAAGGAGGCUUAGCUUUAUAACUAACCAUUAUAUAAACCUACAUCGUUCACUACGUAAUAAUAGAAAUUCCCUCCACAAUGCAAAUAUAUCAGUGUGUGCAAUGCUGUACAUGUUGUACAUAUACCGAACGAUCAAACUGCCUUCUCGUAACACAACAGAAUUGAGUCUUAAUUCUUACAGUGUUCUCCUUUUUGUGUUUGUGUGUUCACAGUGAAUGUCAUGUCUAUACACUGUAUUUCAUGUGCUUGAUUUAUAUUAAGAACAUUGUCCUUUACUAAUGUGAGUAGAGAUAUUACUUCAAAUUCAAUGAUUUUAUUACUUCCUAUUUGACAUUUGGGUGCAACUCAGUCACAUGCUAUAAAGAAAACUCGUAAAGUG